Messenger RNA from Rhododendron vialii, 1387 nucleotides. RefSeq lists its product as uncharacterized. The record is from RefSeq and is a predicted model, not a curated record. The transcript has 9 exons. The coding region runs from base 362 to 1237 and encodes 291 amino acids. Lineage: Eukaryota; Viridiplantae; Streptophyta; Magnoliopsida; Ericales; Ericaceae.
UACAGUACUGUAUUUCGUAGGCAGUUACGUGUACUACGCGUCCGUGGUUGUAAUAAAUACGCGUACUUGAGCAGUUUCAAAUAGUUAUUUUCUUCUCUCUUUGAACGAACGCAAAGGUAAGACUGUCUAUUCCCAGAGCUUCGGCGUUUUUGGGUCAAACCUUUCUAGACCGACAAGUCUACAAAAUACUAUUACUCCACAAAAAUCACAAUCAAAAAUCUUUCUUUUGAUCUUCAAAAAAACCGAAACUCUCAACCGCUUUUUUGCGUAUUUAAACACCCCCAUCACACUCUUCAACCCCUCCCUCUCCCUCUCUCUCUCUCUGCAGGUAGAUAGGAUUCGGAUCAGGACUCAGUUCCAAAUGGAGUAUGGAGACAGCUACCAACACGUUCCAAAGCCUAAAUUUGACUGCCUUCUCUUUGAUGUUGAUGACACCCUUUACUCCCUGAACUCUGGAUUGUCUGGAGAAGUCACCAAGAACAUAAUUGAAUUUAUGGUUAAUAAGCUUGGCAUAAAGGAUAAUGCCCUUGAAUUGAAUGUGAAGCUAUACAAAGAUUAUGGAACAACUAUGGCCGGUCUAAAGGCAAUUGGCUAUGACUUUGACUAUGAUGAUUACCAUAGUUUUGUUCAUGGAAGAUUACCGUACGAGAUCUUAAAACCAGACCCAGUUUUAAAAAAUCUUCUCCAUAGCUUGCCCGUCCGCAAAGUGAUCUUCUCGAACUCAAAUGAAGAGCACGUUGCCAAUGUUCUGGGCAGGCUUGGAUUGGAGGACUGCUUUGAAGGAGUUAUAAGCUUUGAAAAUCUGAAUUCAAUCAAAAAGACUGAUUUGCUUGAUGAUGAAAAUGAUGCCAACUUCAAAGGGUCCAAACGAAGUACCAUUCCUGGUACUGGAACCGAUGUUAAUAGUUCUUCUGAGAUCAAUGCAAAAUCUCCGAAGACUCCAGUUGUUUGUAAACCAUUUGAGGAUGCCUUUGAACAGGCUUUUGCGAUAGCCCAGAUCGACCCUCAGAGAACAUUGUUCUUUGAUGACAGCAUCCGUAAUCUACAGACUGGGAAACGCAUGGGCCUCCACACGAUCUGGGUGGGCUCUUCUCACAAAACAGAAGGUGUGGAUUACGCACUGGAGAGCAUCCACAACAUCAGGGAAGCAUUGCCGGAGCUCUGGGAAUCCAUUGAAAAGGCAGAAGAAGUUUGCUAUCCAGAAAAAGUUGCGAUCGAGACACCAGUGAGAGCUUAGCUUUGUAAUGCCUUCCGCGGAUGAAGGAUAAUGUGGCCAUGGUUUUCCCCUGACUCUUUGUAUUUUGUUUCAGCGGACAUGAAUCCAUGUGAACUAGAGACUAAUAACAAACUGUUUUCUUGAUGUUAAUGAUACUUUCACGCUUGCUUC